Molecule: messenger RNA, 545 nt
Organism: Callorhinchus milii (elephant shark)
Lineage: Eukaryota; Metazoa; Chordata; Chondrichthyes; Chimaeriformes; Callorhinchidae
Gene: rabl2
Product: RAB, member of RAS oncogene family-like 2
Exons: 5
Coding region: 101-523 (140 amino acids)
Cellular component (GO): Golgi apparatus; endosome
Molecular function (GO): GTPase activity; GTP binding
Source: RefSeq, a predicted model, not a curated record
CUCUAUCUCUCAGUCUCUCUAUCUCUCUCAGUCUCCUGUAUAAUGACUAUCUGUUGCUGUAGAUUUCUGGGACACAGCUGGACAGGAACGCUUCCAGAGCAUGCACCCAUCCUACUACCACAAGGCUCACGCCUGCAUCAUGGUGUUUGAUGUGCAGAGGAAGGUGACCUAUAAGAACCUGAGCAGUUGGUACCAGGAGCUGCGUGAGUACCGGCCCACGAUCCCCUGUGUGGUGGUGGCCAACAAGAUAGACGCUGAUCAGAAAAUCACACAGAAAAGCUUCAACUUCGCCAAGAAACAGGGUUUACCUUUCUACUUCGUGUCAGCGGCCGACGGCACCAACGUGGUGAAGCUGUUCCGGGACACCAUCAGACUCGCCGUCUCGUACAAGGAGAACAGCAGCGACUUCAUGGACGAGGUGAUGCGGGAGCUGGAGAAUUUCGCUCUUGAGGCUAAAGGUGAUGGUCCUGAGCAGAAUCCAGAGACCACGACCGAAACCACGGACCCUGACACUACAGUGUGACUGACCCUCAUGAGAACUGGCU